AUGCGUCUUUGGCCGCCAUGUGGCGGACGGGUACUGACAAUAUCACAGCAGACACCGUCCAUCCGCCGCCGCAGCAUGGGCUCGCCGCCGCUGCCGUCAGCACACGGCGCUAUCGCCUUCGCGCUCGUCUAUUUUACCUUCUUUUUGGACAACGUUCUUCUGACUGUUCUAGUACCAAUCAUCCCAGACUGGGUGCGGGGCGAAUCAUUAGCGUUAUGGUCACAGCACGAUGCACCGCUUGUUGCGCUUCUCAACGAAACUGUACGACGUGCUACUGACGACGCGCCUGGGUCAGGACGCAUGCAAGCCGUGGUAGGGUUAGUGCUAGGUGCGAAGGCUGGUGCGCAGCUACUGGCAGCUCCGUUGUGCAGCGCAGCCGUGUGCCGCCACGGCGCCGCACCAGUGCUGCGAGCCGCUACCAUACUACUCGCCGCUGCUGCUACAACUCUGGGGGCAUGUGGCGCGGUAUCUGGUGGGGCGUGGUGCGUGGGUGCAGGGAGGGCGGCGCAGGGGGCGGGGGCAGCGGGCGCAGGGGUAGCAGGACUUGCAUUAGUAGCUGCCGCUACCGCGCCCGAUAACAGACAGCGAGCGCUCGGUGCUCUAUUGGGCGCUGUCGCACUAGGAUGGCGCGGUUUAUGUGUGGCGCGACGCGGCGCGGGUGGUGCGUGCGCGGGCGCCGUGUUACUCACAACUGCCGUCAUGGCCGCACUCGAGCCUUGUCUACCGCUCUAUCUUGCUGAAAAAUUCCACCCGCAGCGUUGGCAGACGGGUCUGGUUUUCGUCCCGGACAGCGCUGGGUACUUAGUAGCGGCGACGUUGGCGGGUGGCGCGGCGCGCAGGCUUGGUGCCGAGCGAGUGGCGCUCGUAGCUCAGGCCGCGGUGGGGGGCGCUGCCCUUGCACUACCUCAUGCACCCUCAGUGUGGUGGCUGGCGUUACCGCACGUAUGCCUAGGACUAGGCUUGGGCGCGGCGGACGCAGCACUGGUGCCUGCGCUAGCACAGCGUCGUCCACGUACGCUUCCGCACGUUGCCGCAUUACUUCAGGCCGCCUCCAGUGUCGCUUACACGCUCGGUACUGUUUGCCCUCUACUGCAGCCCCUUUAG
Diatraea saccharalis (sugarcane borer) is the source of this 1104-nucleotide messenger RNA. The record is from the annotation of a GenBank genome assembly. NCBI's taxonomy places the organism in Eukaryota, Metazoa, Arthropoda, Insecta, Lepidoptera, Crambidae.